AAAUAACUCAGCAGGAAGGAAGAAAAGAGAGAGAGAGAGAGAGAGAGAGAGAGAGAGAGAGAGAGAACAAUGGCAUCACAAGGAUGUUUCAAUGGAAUUAACAGUAUAAAAAGGGUUCAUCCUCUGUUUCACUCUCUCACAUAUCGUUUCUCUUCUUCUUAUCUUCAAUUGAAAUCCAAACCUCGAGCUCGCAUUCUCUCAUCAUCACAGCUUCGUCUAUCUUCUGGUCUUGGAUAUCGCAGGCAUUGUUCUUCAUCUUCUCGACGGUUUCAUUCUUGUUCAUAUAAGAGAAGCGAGGCAGCCUCGCCGUUGAAGAGGAGUUACAUAGAAAAGGAAGAAGAGAUGACGAUUAAACCGGCGGUUCGAAUCUCCGAUGGGAAUCUAAUCAUCAAAAACCGUACGAUUCUAACCGGUUUACCAGACAAUGUCAUCACGACGACAGCAUCAGAGGCCGGACCGGUGGAAGGAGUCUUUGUCGGAGCUGUAUUCGACGCAGAGCAGAGUAACCACAUCGUACCGAUCGGUAAGCUUCACGAUUCCCGGUUCAUGUCUUGUUUCCGGUUCAAACUCUGGUGGAUGGCCCAGAGAAUGGGCCAACUGGGCCGUGACAUCCCUCUCGAGACGCAGUUCCUAUUAACCGAAUCAAACGACGGGUCCCACCUGGAGCCUGACGGCGUUGACGGCGGAACCAACCAGAAACUCUACACCGUCUUCUUGCCGUUAAUCGAAGGCUCGUUCCGUUCGUGUCUACAGGGAAACGUUAACGACGAGGUGGAGCUCUGUUUGGAGAGCGGGGACGCCGACACUAAAACGUCGUCGUUUACUCACUCUCUGUACAUUCACGCCGGCACUGAUCCGUUUCAGACGAUAACGGAAGCUAUCCACGCCGUUAAGCUGCACCUCAAGAGCUUCCGUCAACGCCACGAGAAGAAGCUACCGGGGAUCGUCGACUACUUCGGGUGGUGCACCUGGGACGCGUUUUACCAGGAGGUCACUCAAGAAGGCGUCGAGGAAGGGCUCAACUCUCUCACCGCCGGCGAUACGCCGCCGAAGUUCGUCAUCAUCGACGACGGUUGGCAGUCCGUCGAGAACGAUGACAACAACGACCCGGUCGAGAACCCGGUUUUCCGGUUAACCGGGAUCGAAGAGAACGCGAAGUUCAAGAACAAGGAUGAUCCGAGACAGGGGAUCAAGAACAUUGUCGACAUAGCGAAAGAGAAACACGGUCUGAAGUACGUGUACGUGUGGCAUGCAAUAACGGGUUACUGGGGCGGGGUACGACCCGGGGAGGAAUACGGGUCUUCGAUGAAGUAUCCGAUGGUGUCGAAGGCUGUGGUGGAGAACGAACCGACGUGGAAGACGGAUGUUAUGGCGGUUCAGGGGUUGGGUUUGGUUAACCCGAAGAAUGUGUAUAGGUUCUAUAACGAGCUUCAUAGCUACUUGGCUGCUGCUGGUGUGGACGGUGUGAAGGUGGAUGUGCAGUGUAUAUUGGAGACUCUGGGUGGUGGUUUAGGUGGUCGUGUCGAGUUAACGCGUCAGUAUCAUCAAGCUCUUGAUUCCUCUGUUGCUAAGAACUUCCCUGACAAUGGCUGCAUUGCUUGUAUGAGCCAUAAUACGGAUGCUCUCUACUGCUCCAAGCAAGCAGCUGUGAUUAGAGCAUCAGAUGAUUUCUACCCUCGUGAUCCGGUGUCACACACCAUCCACAUUGCCUCGGUUGCAUACAACAGUGUGUUCUUGGGAGAGUUUAUGUUGCCAGACUGGGACAUGUUCCACUCCGUGCACCCUGCUGCAGAGUAUCAUGCCUCUGCCAGGGCCAUUAGUGGUGGACCUAUCUACGUUAGUGAUGCUCCUGGAAAACACAACUUUGAUCUUCUAAGAAAGCUUGUGUUGCCUGAUGGAUCAAUCCUUCGUGCUAGAUUGCCUGGUAGACCAACACGUGAUUGUUUGUUCACAGAUCCUGCUCGUGAUGGUGUCAGCUUGCUAAAGAUAUGGAACAUGAACAAGUACACUGGAGUUCUUGGCGUGUAUAACUGUCAAGGAGCAGCUUGGAGUAGCACAGAAAGAAAAAACAUAUUCCACCAGACGAAUACUGAUUGCAUCACUGGCUCCAUUCGUGGUCGUGAUGUGCAUUUAAUCUCCGAGGCCUCCACUGAUCCAGCAACAUGGAAUGGAGACUGUGCUGUUUACUCUCAGAGCAGAGGGGAACUUAACGUUAUUCCAUACAACGUGUCUCUCCCGAUCUCACUGAAGAUCCGUGAGCAUGAGAUCUUCACUGUGAGCCCUAUUUGUCAUCUGGCUACUACCGAUGGUGUCUCAUUUGCUCCGCUUGGUCUUGUGAACAUGUACAACUCGGGAGGAGCUGUCGAGGGACUUAGAUAUGAUGCUGAGAAGAUGAAAGUGGUGAUGGAAGUUAAAGGAUGUGGUAAAUUCGGAGCUUACUCAUCGGUGAAGCCUAAGAGAUGCGUUGUUGAGUCAAGUGAGAUCGCGUUUGAGUAUGAUGUCUCCUCUGGUUUAGUCACUUUUGAGUUGGACAAGAUGCCUUCAGAGACCAAAACAUUACAUGUGGUCGAAGUUCAGUUAUGAAAGUCAUAGCUUGUAACUUGUAAGAGUUGAUUCAAACAAUAUUCAUUACAUUACAUGUAAAACGGUUUGAUUAUUGUUGUAGCUACUUUUGGUGUUGUAUUAAAUCUAGUUAUUGAAGCAAUUUGAUUUUCAAUAA
Molecule: messenger RNA, 2719 nt
Organism: Raphanus sativus (radish)
Lineage: Eukaryota; Viridiplantae; Streptophyta; Magnoliopsida; Brassicales; Brassicaceae
Product: probable galactinol--sucrose galactosyltransferase 6
Exons: 6
Coding region: 70-2583 (837 amino acids)
Source: RefSeq, a predicted model, not a curated record